Molecule: messenger RNA, 2482 nt
Organism: Quercus lobata
Lineage: Eukaryota; Viridiplantae; Streptophyta; Magnoliopsida; Fagales; Fagaceae
Product: Tetratricopeptide repeat (TPR)-like superfamily protein
Exons: 1
Coding region: 268-1782 (504 amino acids)
Biological process (GO): RNA modification
Cellular component (GO): intracellular membrane-bounded organelle
Molecular function (GO): protein binding; RNA binding
Source: RefSeq, a predicted model, not a curated record
UUUUUAUAUAGAGUUUAUAAAUUUGAUCACAGUCAAGUGGAGUAAACAAAAGAAUUCUCUAGGAAAAAAAGAGAGAUUCUGUUGAUACCUACAACAAUACACACACCACCCUUCAUGCAUACCAUAGAAUAGCUAUAUAUAAAAAAAACUACAUAGUCAUACACAACUAACAAGGAGACGACUUCCUAAAAUGGCUCACCUCAAACUUGAAAAGCAUGAAUAGAAAGGUCAAGAAAAGCAAUACAUCUUGAUGAGCUUUGGUUGGGAAUGAAUGGAGUUCUUCGACAAAGCUGUUCCAGGAAGAAACUUUCUCAUAGUUUUCAAACACUAUCACAGCCUAAACCUUUUACUUCACACAAAUGGAAACACACACCACAAAACAAGAGGCGGCUAGACAAAGCACUGAGAGUUCUCGACCUUAUCACACCCAAACCCAGUACUGUCACCUCAACUCGACAAACCCACCUUCGUCUCGUUCAAAACAUAUUACCCACUGAGGAUUUUGCUGCUACAAAUGCAAAGUUCGGAAUCACAGACGUGUUUGAUGAAAUGCUUGAAUCGUAUUCUAGGAAGAGUGUUGUUGACGCGAGUGUUUUGUCACAUGCUGUGAGUUCGUGCGGGUCUAUGCGUAAUCUGCGUGGCGGUAUUCAGUAUCAUUGCUCUGCAAUAAGAACUGGGUUUGUUGAGAAUGUUUACGUGGGGAGCUCUUUGAUCAGUCUGUAUAGCAAAUGUGCGGAGUUAGAAAAUGCUUAUAGGAUGUUUGAAGAAAUGCCUGUGAGAAAUGUGGUGUCGUGGACAGCUAUGAUUGCUGCAUUUGCACAAGAGUGGCAGGUUGAUGUGUGUUUGGACCUUUUCCAUCAGAUGAGGAAUUCGACGUGGAAACCGAAUGAAUUUACUUUCACUAGUCUUCUGAGUGCUUGUACUGGUAGUGGAGCUCUUGGGCAUGGGAGAAGUGCUCAUUGCCAAACAAUUCAAAUGGGUUUCAAUUCAUACAUCCACACUGCUAAUGCUCUCGUCUCAAUGUAUUGCAAAUGUGGGGCUGUUGAAGAUGCGCUUUAUAUUUUUGAAAAGAUUGAUGGUAAAGAUAUUGUAUCGUGGAACUCAAUGAUUGCGGGGUAUGCCCAGCAUGGGCUUGCACUGCAGGCAAUUGAUCUUUAUGAAGAAAUGAAGAAGCAAAGCAUUGAACCUGAUGCCAUUACUUUCCUUGGUGUCCUCUCUUCAUGUCGUCAUGCAGGUCUUGUUAAAGAAGGAUGGUUCUACUUCAAUUCAAUGGUUGAACUGGGUGUGCAGCCGGAUCUAGAUCACUAUUCGUGUGUCAUUGAUCUUCUUGGCCGGGCUGGGCUAUUGGAUGAAGCUAAAGAUUUUAUUGAAAAAAUGCCUAUCUAUCCUAAUGCUGUUAUAUGGGGCUCCCUGCUAUCUUCCUCUAGGCUUCACGGGAGUGUUUGGUUUGGCAUCCGGGCCGCAGAGAACAGGCUGUUACUGGAACCAAGUUGCUCUGCUACCCUUGUGCAAUUGGCAAAUUUGUAUGCCAGCGUGGGGUACUGGGAUCAGGCAGCUGGAGUGCGGAAAUUGAUGAAAGAUAGAGGGCUAAAAACAAAACCAGGGUAUAGUUGGGUUGAAAUAAAAGAUAGCGUGUGCCAAUUUAGGGCAGAAGACAGGUCAAAUCCUAGAAUGGCUGAAAUUGUUUUUGUGUUGGACAUUUUGGUAGACCAUAUGAAAACUUUAGGUUAUGAGGCUGAAAUGCAUGAGGAAGUUGACAAUGCUUUAUUUUUGAUAGGAUAAGUUAAGAAAUGGCACCAUGAUGUGGUUGUCUACACCAGUCAAAGUCCAGCUUCAUAGGUAUUUAGUACCUGCCUUUAAGCAGUGUGAUGUUGCAUUCAUUGAAUGGACUUUCAACAACAGAGUGCAAAUGACACGAAACACUGGAGUUCAGACCUGUCUGGUGCACUCCAUUGAGAUGGAACCACUUGCACGAUGAAUUUAUGUUCCAGAGAUGUGUUCUAAUUUGUUUAUUUCCUCUAGAGAUAGAGUUUUGACAGUCCUCAAUCUCACGGGAACCAUUUUGGAGAAAGUUGAUCAUCAUACUAGCAAGGGUCUGGAAGCAAGAUUACUGAGGUGCCUGCCUUAUACUGCCUGAUGAGUGAUGAUGUAAUGCCUAGAGACACAGUACAUUGCUGCCGUAGAAUCAGUGGAGUACUAGACAAAAGAGAGGUCCCUUGGAUUUGUUAAUAGUUGCAGCAAGGAAAGCCCAAGAUCUGCGGGCACAACUGAAUCUUAGGGCAUUCUUAUGGUGAUUGCAUGGGAAUAGAAUUUAGUAUAAGAAGCUGAAUUGGAAUGAGAACUGCUAUUCAUCUAUGUGGUGAUAACAAUGGGAUAGAAUCCCAAAAUAGUAUUCCACUCUACAUAAUAAGAUGGUGGAAUGAAGUCAUAUUUAAGUCAAAUUUUACAAAAUAGCUUUAUUUAUAUAUAGAGUGAAGGGAAG